GUUCACCUCAGUUUAGCAACGAAUCAUUCUGUCAUGCUGUGCGUAGUGUAGCGGGUGAGAAAUUAAUUUGAAGUCGAAAUGAAGGACCGUCUGGGCGAUUUAACAGCCCUCUGCCAUGACAUUAUCAUCGCUCCAGUAGAGUCCAACGCUUUCCUAGAGGAAUUCCUCCCCAAGGUUAAUGAGGUUCAGCGACUUAUACAGAGAAUUUCCCUCUGUGUGGAAGAAGUAAAGCUGAGACAUAGUACCAUUUUGACAGAAAUCAACCCACCAAAUUAUGUGAGAGAGGAACUUGAGCAGUUUAGCAGUGACAUCAAGCACACAGCCGAUGUAAUCAAAGCUAAAAUAAAAGAUUUAGAAGGAAAAUUCUCAGAGUAUGAGAAUGCUAACAGCAGCUCCGUGUACUUUCGCAUCCAGACUACUCAGCACACAGUGCUUUCACUAAGGUUUGCAGAAAUAAUGAAUAUGUACAACGAAGAACUGCUAUCUUUCCGGACAAAGAGUAAAGAUCACAUACAAAGACAGCUGGAAAUCAGUGGCCAGGUUGUCACCGAAGAGGAGACUGAGGUUUUGCUGCAAAGUAACAACCCUGCUGUGUUUACCUCAAAUAUCAACUCCUGCAUCACGACGAGGCAAGCACUGAAUGAGAUUGAGUUACGGCAUAUGGAUAUUCUCUCUCUGGAGGCCAGCAUUCGAGAGCUGCAUAGCAUGUUUAUGGAUAUAGCCAUGUUAGUCAAUAGCCAGAGUGAAAUGGCAAACAACAUAGCAAAGACCGUGAUGCGAGCUGGAAACUAUGUAGAUCAAGGGAAAGAGAACAUUGAAAAAGCUGUUGAUUACAAGAAGUCCUGGAGGAUAAGACUGCCUAUAUUCAAGAGCAAAGCAAAACCAGCUACUAGCAAGAGCUCUUGAAUGAAUCUUGAACUUUUGAAUGUAAGCUGCUUGCGUUUGAGUUGAAAAAGAAGGAUGAAAGUGAAGGAUUCAUAUUCCUUGCCUUUUCUUUAAAAUCCCAUUGUGUCACAGUAUUUAUUCAACACCCUGUAUAUCUUUUUGCUGGUCAGAUCAUUUGUAGCUAUCUUUGGGAUUUGCCCAUUUGCAAACAAACGGCUUUUAUUUGUUUCUGCUUAGAUGGUUAAUGAUUAAGCUUGCUCUCAGAUACAUAGACAACACUAGCAGAAUUUUUCUGACGCAAUAUGACUACGAUCACGUGAGUGUCAACAGGUGUGUUUAGAUGGACUAAUGUUGCUCAUAGGGAAUAUUCACGCUAUAUACAUUCAAUACAUGCUUAAUUUAUUCCUGUUCAGGUCUACACCUCCUCUUUCCCCUCUUUCCAUCAAAGACUGAUUAAGGUGUUCACAUACACGCUUUUCAGUCAAACUGUACCUUCUUUUUUCAAUUCAAUGGCAGUUGGGAAACAGACAUUUUGUGCAUUUCAACUAAUGCAUCUGCAUUCAGAAUAAGACUUUCUGACCUGGUUUAAAAAUGAAAUAAAUAAGUCUAGUUACA
This is a messenger RNA of Puntigrus tetrazona (Sumatra barb), 1500 nucleotides long. RefSeq names its product syntaxin 2a (gene stx2a). Lineage: Eukaryota; Metazoa; Chordata; Actinopteri; Cypriniformes; Cyprinidae. The coding region runs from base 79 to 906 and encodes 275 amino acids. The transcript is spliced from 9 exons. Gene Ontology annotation, cellular component: plasma membrane; presynaptic active zone membrane; endomembrane system. Gene Ontology annotation, biological process: exocytosis; synaptic vesicle fusion to presynaptic active zone membrane; intracellular protein transport. Gene Ontology annotation, molecular function: SNARE binding; SNAP receptor activity. The record is from RefSeq and is a predicted model, not a curated record.